ACUUUUUAAUGGGAAAUUAGUGUGCAUCUCAGUGUUAAUGCCAAUAAUAAUUAAAAGAAUAAGUAGCCACUGAAAUUAUUGUAUGCCUACUUAUAAUUUUAGAUCGCCAAAUCAGAUCCAAACAGUUUAAAAAGCAAGAAGUCAAGUUCUAAAUAAAGCAUAAAACAAAAAUAUGUUAAAACUUAAUAAAAAGAAGCUAAAAAAGAAACUGAAACAGAAGAGCUUUAAAAUAAAGUAUAAAAGCAAAAUAAGGCAGCAAUUUAGAUUUAAAAAAGAUGGAGAGGCUAUUUAGUUAGAAAGAAGAAAACAUUAAAAAGUUCUGUAAAAAAAGAAUCUAAAAAGAAUUAUUUAAGAGAAUAAGUUGAGGCAAUUACUCUACCUAAAAACUCUUCAUAUGUAGAAUUAGAAAAUCGUCCUGCUUAUAAAUUUAAAAGUGGAGCAGUAUAUGAAGGAUAAUGGAGAGGUACAUAUAGAGAAGGAAUGGGUAUACAGAUUUGGUCAGAUGGAGCAAAAUAUGAAGGAGAAUGGAAACAAAGUCAUGCAAAUGGUAAAGGAAAGUUUUAUCAUGUUGAUGGAGAUACAUUUGAUGGUUAAUGGGAAAACGAUAAAGCAAAUGGAUAUGGAGUAUAUACACAUGCAAAUGGUUCUAAGUAUGAAGGAGAAUGGAAAAAUGAUUUAUAACAUGGUAAUGGUGUAGAAAGUUGGUUUGAUGGUUCAAAAUAUACAGGAGUAUAUUUUGAAGGUAAGAAAUAAGGAAAUGGUAAAUAUGAAUGGCCAGAUGGAUCAUUUUAUGAUGGAGAUUGGUACGAUAAUAAAAUAACAGGUUUUGGUACAUAUUUUUGGGCUGAUGGUAGAGGAUAUACUGGUUAAUGGUUGAAUAAUUGUAUGCAUGGUAAAGGAGUUUAUACAUGGAAGGAUGGUAGGAAAUAUGAAGGAGAAUAUAAACAAGAUCGUAAAGAUGGUUAUGGUGCAUAUACAUGGGCUGAUGGAAAGAAAUAUGAAGGUUAGUGGUAAGAUGGAAAAUAGCAUGGUAAAGGUAAAUAUAUCUUUCCUGAUGGAACAAUUAAGGAAGGUAUUUGGAAAGAUGGUAAAAAGGUCAAAGCUUUAGAUAAUAUAAGUGCAUUUUGA
Paramecium sonneborni is the source of this 1128-nucleotide messenger RNA. NCBI's taxonomy places the organism in Eukaryota, Ciliophora, Oligohymenophorea, Peniculida, Parameciidae. The record is from the annotation of a GenBank genome assembly.